GAGUUCUGGGAGAUCUGUGUUUGAGCCCUUGGCCUCCAUGGAAGACUCAUCCUCCAAUAGCAACUGCACUGAUGAAGAGGACUGCAUUUCUGAAUCUGAAUCCAACCUGAGCCUCUCUGUAGGCUAUUUCCCCUAUGAGGACAGCAUUGCCUAUGAAGACACAACCUCCUGUGAAGACUUGACUUCCGAAGGUUUUUCCUGCCACUUUCUCCCUCCCAUCCAAGGGACAUGGGGGAUUAAAAGUUUAAGGAGGCCUGUUGGGAUAAGAGAUCAAAUUCAGGACAACCCAGAGAUGUUUUCCAAACUAACCAUCUCACUGGCCUGGGAUGUUGAUAUGGGCUCUGAUCAUCAAGACUCACUAUCUAAUUUAGAUCUAAAUGGAGACAACCAGUGGAUAGGAAAGUGGCCACAGGAGAGGACAAAACUGACUCUCUGCAAACUGGACAAUCUAAUGCAAAAGCUUAAGGCAUUUCUAGAAAAUCAGAAAGAAGAUACAGAUGAUGACUCUGUGCUCUCUCAAUCUACUCAGGAGGAAGAUCUCCAACCUUCCAGCUACUUCCCUCUCAAUAUGUAUCAGGUCAGUCAAUAA
This is a messenger RNA of Marmota monax (woodchuck), 589 nucleotides long. RefSeq lists its product as uncharacterized. The coding region runs from base 38 to 589 and encodes 183 amino acids. The transcript has a single exon. NCBI's taxonomy places the organism in Eukaryota, Metazoa, Chordata, Mammalia, Rodentia, Sciuridae. The record is from RefSeq and is a predicted model, not a curated record.